Rattus norvegicus (Norway rat) is the source of this 1906-nucleotide messenger RNA. RefSeq names its product neuronal pentraxin 2 (gene Nptx2). The transcript has 5 exons. The coding region runs from base 194 to 1492 and encodes 432 amino acids. The record is from RefSeq and is marked validated. Gene Ontology annotation, cellular component: extracellular region. Lineage: Eukaryota; Metazoa; Chordata; Mammalia; Rodentia; Muridae.
GGCAGAACCCCAGCCAGAACGCCGCGCAGAGUGGAGAGCUGUAUUCUGCGACGGCAGGCAGCGCUGGUGCUGGCGUUUCCCUGCUUGCACGCGGUUCCCUCGAGCGCCGCGCUCCGACCGACGUAGCCGGCCGCGAAGGCGCCCAGACGGCAAGCCAGCGACCCAUGCUGAAGUGAGCGCCCAGGUCAGCGAGAUGCUGGCGCUGCUGACCGCCGGCGUGGCGCUCGCCGUGGCCGCGGGACAAGCCCAGGAUAACCCGAUACCUGGCAGUCGCUUCGUGUGCACCGCGCUGCCCCCCGAAGCGGCGCGCGCCGGCUGCCCGCUGCCCGCGAUGCCCAUGCAGGGAGGCGCGCUGAGCCCUGAGGAGGAGCUGCGAGCCGCUGUGCUGCAGCUGCGCGAGACCGUCGUGCAGCAGAAGGAGACGCUGGGCGCUCAGCGAGAAGCCAUCCGAGAACUCACCAGCAAGCUGGCCCGCUGUGAGGGACUAGCCGGCGGUAAGGCGCGCGGCACGGGGGCCACGGGCAAGGACACCAUGGGCGACCUGCCGCGGGACCCGGGCCACGUCGUGGAGCAGCUUAGCCGCUCGCUGCAGACCCUCAAGGACCGCUUGGAGAGCCUCGAGCUCCAACUCCACACCAACGCGUCUAAUGCCGGGCUGCCGAGCGACUUCCGAGAGGUGCUCCAGCGGAGGCUGGGGGAGCUGGAGAGGCAGUUGCUACGCAAGGUGGCCGAGCUGGAAGACGAGAAGUCCCUGCUCCACAAUGAGACCUCGGCUCACCGGCAGAAGACAGAGAACACACUGAAUGCACUGCUGCAGAGGGUGACUGAGCUGGAGAGAGGCAACAGUGCAUUCAAGUCACCAGAUGCAUUCAAAGUGUCCCUCCCUCUCCGUACAAACUACCUAUACGGCAAGAUCAAGAAGACGUUGCCCGAGCUGUAUGCCUUCACCAUCUGCCUGUGGCUGCGGUCCAGCGCCUCGCCAGGCAUCGGCACGCCAUUCUCCUACGCUGUGCCUGGGCAAGCCAAUGAGAUUGUGCUGAUAGAGUGGGGUAACAAUCCCAUAGAGCUGCUUAUCAACGACAAGGUCGCACAGCUGCCCCUGUUUGUCAGCGAUGGCAAGUGGCACCAUAUCUGCAUCACCUGGACCACUCGAGACGGCAUGUGGGAAGCAUUCCAGGACGGGGAGAAGCUGGGCACCGGGGAGAACCUGGCACCCUGGCAUCCCAUCAAGCCAGGGGGUGUGCUCAUCCUGGGGCAGGAGCAGGACACUGUGGGAGGCAGAUUUGAUGCCACACAGGCCUUCGUUGGAGAGCUUAGCCAGUUCAACAUAUGGGACCGUGUCCUCCGGGCACAAGAGAUCAUCAACAUCGCCAACUGCUCCACGAACAUGCCUGGAAACAUCAUCCCAUGGGUGGACAACAAUGUCGAUGUGUUUGGAGGGGCUUCCAAGUGGCCUGUGGAGACGUGCGAAGAGCGUCUCCUGGACUUGUAGCUACCUUCUCCCUGUCCCAGAGGCCAAGAGCGGGCUGUUCUGGGGAGUUCAAGGCAUCUAUUCCCGAGUUCAACUAAAAUCUCUGGCCUGAGUAGGAAAGAACCAGAGCCCCUAAGGCAGGCUGUGUGGCCUCCUUUGUCUUAGGCUCCUAUGUUCUUACUGCUUUGUUCUUUGGUGGGAAGUGACCGAAGCCCUGGGAAGAGUCCUGAGCCACUUCCUGCUGGGGUUUCUAGUAAAGUCUGUGAGCCUCUCCACCCCUCCUGUAAAUGCUAGUGCAACCCAGCCCUGCCUGUCAUUUUGGAUCCUUAGUGUCUCGUGUGUGCUUCCCGUCUGUCCCCUUUGAUGGCUGUGUGGUCAUCCUACCGGGGUGGCCUGGGUCCCUUGUGUGUGUAGCACAUCCCUGCUUUUGACUGA